AUGGAUUUCGAAAGCUUUUACGACUACGGUUCAUUUGAUGACUACAAUGCCCUAAAACUUCCUUACAAGACUACUAACAAUUCAAAUUUCUCGAGGCAAUUCUCUAUGAUCAUCAUCCUUCCAAAAGAAACAAAAGGGCUGCCAAGUUUAAUCCACAAGUUCCGAGAAAACCCUAAUCUUCUGUCAAGAGAACAUUUAAAUUUAGAGAACACGAUGAUAACAUCCUUACAGAUCCCGAGAUUUAAACUGUCGCAUACCUUUCUUCCUUCAGAAGAUAUCAAAAAAUUAGGGUUAACAUUGCCAUUUAAACACAUGGAUGAACUCAAUGGUAUAGUUGAUGAUGAUGAACAUGUGUCACUUGGUGUUUCUAGAAUCACACAACAUACUCAAAUACAAUGCAAUGAGAAAGGUACAGAAGUAGUAGCUUGCACUUAUGAUUGGUGA
Molecule: messenger RNA, 444 nt
Organism: Spinacia oleracea (spinach)
Lineage: Eukaryota; Viridiplantae; Streptophyta; Magnoliopsida; Caryophyllales; Amaranthaceae
Product: serpin-ZXA-like
Exons: 1
Coding region: 1-444 (147 amino acids)
Molecular function (GO): serine-type endopeptidase inhibitor activity
Source: RefSeq, a predicted model, not a curated record